AUGCAGCAGCCGCUCAUAGAGUCUGGCGACCGCAGCAGCAGCAGCAGCAGCAGCAGCUGGUGCGGCAGCAGCAGCAGCAGCGGGUGCUACGGCAGCAGCAAGGGGAGAGUGGUGUACGCGUCGAUGUUCAUGGUAGUGUGUUUGCUGCUGUCGCUGCUGCUGCUGCAGCUUUCGUGGGGAGACAUGGGGGUGUCUGCUGCAGCAGUGUCUGCUGCUGCAGCAGCAGCAGCAGCAGCAAUCCCGCUUUCGCCGCUGCCGGCCUCGCUGCUGCAGCGGGAAGCUGCUGCUGCACUCCGCGGAGAAGCAGAGGGCCGCAUGCAAGGCCUCAGGGGUUUUAUUCUUUUGGAAAUUCCCAAUAGUGGUUUGCUGCUGCUGCUGCAGAACAGGAAGAAGCCCAAACAAGCUGUACAUACACCCCAGGGCGAGCUUCAGGGUUACCUGCAGCUGCCCGGCGGCCACGCCGACUGGACGGACUUUCCUGCUGCUUUCGCCAGACACAAGCAGCAGCAGCAGCAGCAGGUUUUGCUGCAGCAGCAGCAGCAGCAGGUUGCGCUGCAGCAGCUGCAGCAGGGGGAGCAGCAGCAGCAGCAGGAGCCCCGCUUCGUCACCUUUUGCGGGCACAAGCUGGACCUGCAUAGGGCCCGUGCUGCUGCUGCUGCAGCAAUUGAGGAGCGCGUGAAGCAGCAGCAGGAGCAGCAGCCGCAGCUGCAGCGGGAGGAGCUGCUGCAGCAGCAGCUGCUGCUGCAGGAGUGGGCUCGUGUUGCUGCUGCUCGAGAGCUGCACGAAGAAACGGGCAUAGACCUGCGGCAGCAGCCGGAGCUGCUGCUGCCUCUGGCUCCAAUAUACGGGAAAAAUGCUGCUUCUUUCUUUUUCCUGCUGCAGCUGCCUGCUGCUGCUGCUGCUGCUGCUGCUGCUGCAGCAAGCCAGGCCUCUGCUGCAGGGGGCCCCUACGCAACCCAGGGGCCCCUCAAGGGGGCCCCCCAGGUGCUGCUGCGCAUUGACAAAAGAGAACAUGUGGGGUUUGUCUUGGAAGCAAAUUUGGAAGCAGCAGCAGCAGAAGUGAAGUACCACUCCAAGGGGCGCGGCAGCAGGGCCAUUGCCCAGCUGCUGAGUCUGAUGGAAAAUUAA
Molecule: messenger RNA, 1128 nt
Organism: Eimeria tenella
Lineage: Eukaryota; Apicomplexa; Conoidasida; Eucoccidiorida; Eimeriidae
Exons: 1
Coding region: 1-1128 (375 amino acids)
Source: RefSeq, a predicted model, not a curated record